AUGGGGAUACAAGGGCUAUUGCCGCUAUUGAAAUCGAUAAUGGUGCCCAUCCACAUCAAGGACUUGAAGGGCUCUUGCGUGGCGGUUGAUACCUAUUCUUGGCUUCACAAAGGUGCCUUGUCCUGCAGCAAAGAGCUAUGCAAAGGAGUACCCACCUCCAGGCACAUUGACUAUUGCAUGCAUAGAGUAAAUCUGCUGCGGCAUUAUGGUGUUAAACCCAUUCUUGUAUUUGAUGGUGGUCUUCUACCAAUGAAGCUUGAACAAGAGAACAAGCGUGGAAGGGUGCGAAAGGAAAAUCUUGCACGUGCCAUUGAGCAUGAGUCUAAUGGAAACUCAGCUGCUGCUUAUGAGUGCUACCAAAAAGCUGUUGACAUUUCACCUUCAAUUGCACAUGAGCUAAUCCAGGUGUUAAAGCAGGAGAAUGUAUGUUAUGUUGUGGCUCCUUAUGAGGCAGAUGCUCAAAUGACUUUCUUGGCUGUCAGCAAACAGGUAGAAGCUGUUAUCACUGAGGACUCAGAUCUUAUACCAUUUGGAUGUCCCAGAAUUAUCUUUAAAAUGGACAAGUUUGGGCAAGGAGUUGAGUUUCAGUAUUCCAUGCUGCAUCGGAACAAGGACUUGAGUUUUGCAGGAUUCACAAAACAGAUGCUUCUGGAGAUGUGUAUUCUGAGUGGUUGUGACUAUUUGCCGUCAUUACCUGGAAUGGGCCUGAAAAGGGCUCAUGCACUCAUUAAAAAGUUCACAAGUUAUGACAAGGUAAUUAAGCACCUAAAGUACAGCACUGUAUCAGUUCCUUCCUUUUAUGAAGAAUCAUUCAAGAAAGCAAUAUUGACCUUCCAGCAUCAGCGUGUUUAUGAUGUUGCUUCUCAAGAUAUUGUAUCUUUGUCUGAUAUAUCUGAUGAUGAAGAGAACAUUAGUGCUGACAGAAUUUCUCAACCUAAAAAUGUCAAUCUCGGAAGGAUAAAGAAAAAGCUAGAUUUGCCUGUGCAGAAUAAUCUCCUGACUAAAUACUUUUGCUUUGCCUCUCUUGAAGCAAAGAGAAAAUUCAGAGCCCCGCGGAUGUCACCUGAUUCUUCAAGUGCAUUUGAUGAUUCUUCUCUCAGUCCUGAUGAAAAUGCCUCCUUGGAUGAUCCUUCUUGUAAAGCAAGCUGCUUAGAGUCAUCCCUCAACUCUGAAAACACGGGCAAUGUGCUUCCCAGUGAUUCAGUAGAAGAUGGCUUUGACACUGAUGUCCGUGAUGUAUUAGAAGCUCAAACUCUUGACAUGGUAGGCAUGAGAAGAAGUCCAGAAAGUACAUUGUUGCAACAACCCAGACAUUCAAUUCAUAAACCUUGUCUAACACUGCUAAAGGAGCGUGAAUGCAAGAAUGCCCCAGACACAGUUGAGGGCGGUAAGACAAGAACGGAGAACAGAAAGGUCAUUGUAAGGAGUUCUUAUUUUAAGGACAAGUCAAUCAAUGAAAAUGACCAGGAAGAUAAACAAGAGAAACGCUUGCUAGAGGAUGGUAUUGCUUUGGACAAGAAUGCUGUUCCAGAGAGUGCUCAUUUCGAGAAUAGCUAUUUCAAUGGCAAAGUUAUGAAAAGGAAGACCUCCCCAGGAGAUAGCGUUGAAGUGGAAAAUGUGAAACCCAAGCAAUUGUGUAUCAGUGCAUGCCUUCCCGAUGAUGGUAAUUGUGCAUGUAGCCUAAACGAAACAUUUACAGGCACAAAAACUGAAGAAGGGAAAUUUGGAUCCAACAUUUCCCAUUUAGGCCGGUAUUCUGACAUAGCAGAGAAGUCGAUGGAAAAAUUUGUUUCAGUAAUAUCACCGUUUAGAUAUUCGUCGUCUGGUUCUCGAGCAAGUGGUCUUCGUGCUCCUCUGAAAGAUGUCCAAAACACUGGUACCAAUAGGUCAACUGUUGCUGUUGACUUUAGCCAAUUUGAAUACGUACCAAAUACCCGGAAGACUUCCACAGCACCUCGCAAACGCUGUUUUAGACCAGUUUAA
Messenger RNA from Prunus armeniaca (apricot), 1983 nucleotides. The record is from the annotation of a GenBank genome assembly. NCBI's taxonomy places the organism in Eukaryota, Viridiplantae, Streptophyta, Magnoliopsida, Rosales, Rosaceae.